UUGAAAGUCCCGGCUUUAAAUCGCGUCGGUUACCUUUACCACUCCCUCAUUACUCUCCCUCUCUAAAGAAGAAGGGAAGCAGAGCAAGGUUCGCAGAGGAGAGAGAAAUAGUGUGUGCGGGUGUAGUGGAGGAGAGUGAGGAAAUAAAUUCAGAGCAGACCCGGAAAUUAAUCGGUGCUUAAUAAGGGGGGAUGUUGAGUGAAAUUGUUCCGGAUUACCGCCGUUCUCUGCAACGGGGCCGCAGCGCUUUCUAUUUCUGCGAGGAUAGUGGAGGAAGGCGAAGAGAAAACGAGGCUGUGAAAUUGGAGGCGAAGGGUAAGAGGUUCCAAACGCUAUUCUUCUCUGAACGCAAAGCUCUUUACUGCAUUGGCUCUACUAGGAUUCAGUGGAGCAGUGCCGGAAGAGAAUAACGGCAUUGCUCUGCUCAUCGGUGAAAGAAAAGAGUAAUUUUGGAAGGGACGAUGGAUUCCGGCGAGGACCAGGAUAUGUCAGAGUCGAAGGGUAAGAAGAAGAGAUACCACCGGCAUACCCCUCGCCAGAUUCAGGAGCUCGAAUCAAUUUUUAAGUUGUAUCCGCAUCCAGACGAGAAACAGAGGAUGCAGCUAAGCCGGGAUUUGGGUUUGGAGCCACGACAGGUCAAAUUUUGGUUCCAGAAUCGCAGAACUCAGAUGAAGGCUCAGCAUGAGAGGUCUGAUAAUUGUGUUCUACGUUCAGAGAACGAAAGGAUCAGGUUCGAGAACAUUACUAUGAUUGAGGCACUAAAAAACAUAGUCUGCCAAACAUGUGGCAGCUCACAAACUUCUGAGGAUUCUUACUUUGAUGAGCAGAAGCUACGCAUGGAGAAUGCCAGGUUGAAAGAGGAGCUUGAUCGGGUCUCGUCAAUUACAUCAAGGCAUCUGGGAAGACCUCUGAUGCAGCUUCCACCAAUCCAACCGUUACCAGCUUCUUCACUUGAUCUUACAGUUGGUGGUUAUGAGAAUACUGAGUUCAAUCCUUCCCUUGACCUUGAUCUACUUGGUAUUGGCCCUCCAUCCAUGCCAUUCCCAUUUCCAACCAUUUCUGAGAUUGAGAGGCCCGUCAUGGUGGAUCUCGCUGCCCGAUCGAUGCAAGAGCUAAUCAGGCUUGCUCAAAAUGAUGAGCCUAUUUGGAGUAGAAAUGGGAGUGAUGGUAGGGAAUUUAUCAAUCUUGAAGCCUAUGAAAGGUUGUUUCCAAGGCCUGGGCAACAGUUCAGGAGUGCCAAUACUCAUAUCGAGGCUUCAAGAGACUCUGGAGAUGUGAUCAUGAAUUCCUUUGCAUUGGUUGACAUGUUUAUGGACCCCGGCAAAUGGAUGGAGCUAUUUCCUACAAUUGUGUCAAAUGCAAGGACUAUUGAAGUUCUAAUGUCUGGAAUGGAUGGAAGUAGGAGUGGAGCCUUAGUUUUGAUGUAUGGUGAAUUCCUGGGGCUAUCGCCGGUGGUUCCCUCCCGCGAGUUUUACUUCCUCCGCUACUGUCAGCAGAUUGAGCAGGGAUUAUGGGUCAUUUCAGAUAUAUCCAUUCACUCUCCAAAAGUCAACAUAAUUCCUUGCAUAAAGCGGCUACCUUCUGGUUGUUUGAUUCAAGAUAUGACAAAUGGUUAUUCUAAGAUUGUAUGGGUUGAACACAUGGAGAUCGAAGAAAAGAAUCCAGUCCACCAGCUUUACCGUGAUUUAGUUGAUAGUGGGAUGGCUUUUGGAGCACAGAGAUGGGUUGCCACCCUACAAAGAAUGUGUAGGAGGAUUGCUUCCCUAAUGGUGACUGGUAAUUCCCCGAGAGAUCUUGGAGGAGUUAUUCCCAAUGAUGAUGGAAAGAGGAGCAUGAUGAGGCUUUCACAGAGGAUGGUGAGCAACUUCUGCUCUACUCUAGGUUCAUCCAAUGGCUACAGAUGGAUUGCACCAGCUGGAGUGAAUGAUUCUGGAGUCAGGGUUACAGUUCACAAGUGCUCAGACUCUGGCCAAGCUAAUGGAGUCUUCCAACCUAAUGGAGUCUUCCUUAGUGCCGCAACUUCCAUAUGGCUACCAUACUCCCCUGAAUCUGUCUUCAGCUUUUUCAGAGAUGAAAGGUCUCGGGUUCAGUGGGAUGUUCUAUCACAUGGAAAAGCUGUUCAAGAGGUCACUCGCAUUUCAAAUGAUCAACACCCCGGAAACUGUAUCUCUCUCCUUCGGGCAACUAUGAAUCCUGCCAAUCUGAAUGACAGAAACAUGCUUAUACUCCAAGAGAGCUGCACUGACUCUUCAGGUUCACUCGUAGUGUAUGCAUCUGUAGAUCUGCCAUCUAUGAACAUUGCAAUGAGUGGAGAAGACUCAUCAUUUAUCCCUCUUCUGCCGUCGGGAUUUGUGAUCUUGCCUGACGGCAGGCCGGGUACCGGCACCGGCAUUAAUGCAGCUUCAAGCUCCAAUCCACUGGGAGGAUCAUCAGGUACAGUGCUCACCAUUGCCUUUCAGAUCAUGGUGAGCAGCUUACCUUCAGCAAAGCUAAGCCUUGAGUCAGUCACAACGGUUAACAAUGUCAUUGGCGCAACUGUUCAGCAAAUAAAGUCUGCUCUGCGUUCCCUUGAAGCUUGACAGAAAUGAAUCUAAAGAUAUCAGUGAGCCAUUCAUGUUUAGACAUAGUAAAAUGAUUUCUGUAGCAGGUAAAAAUGUACAAUGUAUCCCCUUACUGAUAGGCAGUAGCACUUAGUUUUCUUUAGUCCUUUCAUUUAAAUUCCUUGGAAGUUUCAAAAAUCACUCCCUGAUCUGAGCU
This is a messenger RNA of Dendrobium catenatum, 2757 nucleotides long. Its product is annotated as homeobox-leucine zipper protein ROC8. The transcript has 10 exons. Bases 462 to 2579 code for a protein of 705 amino acids. Gene Ontology annotation, biological process: regulation of DNA-templated transcription. Gene Ontology annotation, molecular function: DNA-binding transcription factor activity, RNA polymerase II-specific; lipid binding; DNA binding. The record is from RefSeq and is a predicted model, not a curated record. NCBI's taxonomy places the organism in Eukaryota, Viridiplantae, Streptophyta, Magnoliopsida, Asparagales, Orchidaceae.